AUGCCGGCGUCUGCUGCUACGCCGGCACCGUCUAAACCAUCGAAAGUCAGCCUUAAACUGAACAACGACGCUACGAGUACAAGGGAAUUAUAUGAUGAUGCCGACAGGCCAAGCACAUCGUCAGCGUCAGCGUCAGCCACAACGGCCACGAAUCCCACGACGAAUCGUCCGAAGAAGAGUAAAGCGGCGCGAUUAGCCGAAGCUUUGGAGAUGCUUAACGAGUUUGACAGAAGCGCUCAGCACAACUACCGUCAAAAUAUUGUCGAAACUCAAAAUAAACUAUUGGAACGAAUAGACUGUCUAAUCACCUCACUAGCGGCACUAUCUCCUGGUACCUCUUCUGAGCCUGAGCCAACGGGUCGAAUAGAACAACGGCGUGAGACAAGCAACUUGCUGAACAAUCAUUUGAUAUGCUUUCAAAAUGCGGCAUUUGCGGCACGAGAUCUUGCUGCACAGCAGGCUGCUGUGGUUUUCGAAAAGAUAAAUAAGCAUCGACCUGAAGAAGUCAAAGUAAAACGUGGGAAAACAACAAAGAAAGAGCGCAAAGAAAAGGAGGUGCCGUCGUCAUCCAAAUCCGAUCGAACUAGUCAGCGAGAGAAGGUUCCACCUGCAAAAGCCCAGCCGCAAACUCAGCCCAACCAGGUUGAUGCCGUUCCGGAAACUCCUGUCACGACAAAUAAUCGAGUGGCAAAGAAGCGAGGUGCAGCGCAAACGCCGACGUCGACACCUACGGAGAAGAAGACGAAGAAAGAGAAUGGUGUAAAGAAAAGGACAAGUAACAGGCUCAGCAAAACUCCUCGAGUAAAAGCAAAGGAAGAGGACGAGCCUACGUACUGUUUCUGUAGUAGAAUAUCGUUUGGCGAGAUGAUUGGAUGUGACAACGACAAAUGCGAAAUCGAAUGGUUUCAUUUUGAGUGUAUCGGCCUUACUACAAAACCAAAAGGCAAAUGGUUUUGUCCAAAUUGCCGACAUCCAGAUAGUGCUCGCAUGCCGAAAGCGUCUCGAGCUAUAAACGCCAAUAAUCGGAAUAAUGCAGCGGUUGAAAAAGUCUAG
Messenger RNA from Ostertagia ostertagi, 1053 nucleotides. Lineage: Eukaryota; Metazoa; Nematoda; Chromadorea; Rhabditida; Trichostrongylidae. The record is from the annotation of a GenBank genome assembly.